UUGAAGUUAGAAAAGGACAAUGAUUAGUUUGUUUGAUGAAGAAAUACUCUGAUUGGAUAAAUCGUUUUGGCGCGUAGUAAAAGCGACCUCACCGGAACGCUUUCGAACGAUCGGCAUAGCCAGCUAGUGUGUGUGUUUGUUUAAUAUUUUUGUAAUCUCUCAUAUUACAAAAUGUCAGACGAUGCUUCAACAACGCCUUCAAAAAGAGGUCGUAAGUCAAAUGCGGAAAAAGCAGAAAAAGCAGAAAAGGCAGAAAAGGUAGAAAAAGUAGAAAAAGAAAAAGUUGAAAAAAACGACACAAAGAAAAGGGGGAAAAAAGAAGCUGAAGAAGAUGGUGCAUCUCCCGCGAAAAGAGGCAGGGGAAGGCCAAAGGGUACCACAAAAAAGAAAACUGUCGUCAAGCCCAAGGCAAAAGUUGCAGGACGAGGUCGUGGAAGACCGAAGAAGAAAGAAGAGCCCAAGGAUUCAGAAGAUGAAGACAACGACGAUAAUGAUGCCGUCGAAGAGGAAGAAGAAGAUGAUUAAAUAUAUUUUCGCGUAUAAUUUUUGAUUUAGCCAAAUCCGAUAAAUCGGGCGCCAAUCUCAAAAACCAAUCGUCGAAACUGUUUCUCAUUUAUAAUUUUAUUUCUAAAUAGUUAUACACUAAAAAAUAUCAUUCCCUAUGUGUUCUUGUUUCAUUCGUAGACGAUGGUAUCGUGAAAUCACUCAUAAAUUUGGCUACUUUGAAUCUCUUAAUGUUUCUGUCGCUUUAGUGACCAUAUAUUUAUGAAUAUUAAGUUUUAGUUUAAAAAGUAAUGUAUUUUUAAGUUAUUUUAUGUUUAAAAGACAUGAAAGUGUUGAAAUCUCCACUAGUUUAACUCACAGCUACAACAAAAUAUUUAAAACACUUUUUAUUUGAAUAUUUAUAAACGCCAUGGAUGAUUUUUCAAAUUUAUGUCUUUUAAACCCUAAAAGUAUGUCUUAGAAAGACUGAAUCGACAAAUCUCGUAGAUUUGUUGAAACUUACCAGAUUUGACAAUUGAAUAAAUUUAUUUUAAUUGAAAAUCGCGGUCAAAUUUAUUUGUGAUGUGCCGCUGGUUGAGGCGUUGACUAUGGACUUUUGUGUAGAUUUUUUAAUAAAAGAGGUUAUAUGAGUUGGUGGGCGCACAAUAAUUUCUUUUAGUUUGUAAUUUGUGUAAUUUGAUACUUUUAGAUUUUGAAAUUAGUCCCUUUCGUUUAAGCAUGUGUUUCAGUGUCAUAGUCAUUGUCAAAUUAAUUUAAUAAAUUUAAGUUUUAAGUA
Diorhabda carinulata is the source of this 1279-nucleotide messenger RNA. RefSeq names its product high mobility group protein I (gene D1). The coding region runs from base 172 to 525 and encodes 117 amino acids. Gene Ontology annotation, molecular function: DNA binding. The record is from RefSeq and is a predicted model, not a curated record. The transcript has 4 exons. Lineage: Eukaryota; Metazoa; Arthropoda; Insecta; Coleoptera; Chrysomelidae.